AUGUCCUCACUCCGCAAUGCCGUCAAGCGGAUUGCCCACAAGGAGCGAUCCCAGCCCCAGAAACGACAACACUUGGGAAUUCUGCAAAAGAAGAAGGACUACAAAAAACGAGCCGAUGAUUACCACCGCAAGCAAGAUCGAAUCAAGACCAUGCGCACAAAGGCUGCCAUGAGAAAUCCGGAUGAAUUUUACUUUGGCAUGCAAAAUUCGCAAGUGAAGGAUGGCCAUCACAAAUCCACCACGGAUUAUCGAGAUGUGCCACCGGAAAUGGUCAAAUUGAUGAAGGAUCAAGAUUUGAGCUAUUUUCGUAUGCAAAAGCAAAAGGAUGCGAAAAAGGCGGAACGAUUACAAGCUUCUUUGCACUUAUUGAGUAAUGACGUGGACGAUGAAGAUUUGGAGGGGAUUAGUAGAGCAAGUCAAAAACAUACUGUCUUUGUGGAGGAUCAAAAAGAAGCCGAUCAUUUUGAUGUGGCCAAGCACUUUGAUACGAUUCCCGAAUUGGCAGGUCGUAAAUUUAAUCGAUUGCGCAAAGAGGAUAUCAAGAAGGCAGCCAAGGAAAGUACCACAGGACACGACGAGAAGGGCCGAGAAACGAAACUAACUCGCAAACAGAUUGAAAAACAAGAAAAAGCGGCUCGCAAGAUUGCCAAGAAACUCGCCAAAGCCAGAGCCGCAGCCUAUGGAGAAAUGGAAGCAAGAACAAAGCGUGCGGAAGCCUUGCAGAAUGCGGAAGACCGUAUCACAUUGGAAAAAAAUCUACAGGGCAAGGGACGGAAACGAAAAGUGCGGGAGGCAGAAGAUGGAAAACCAGCACAAUACAAGUGGAGAAGAAGGCGCUUGGGAUGA
Molecule: messenger RNA, 846 nt
Organism: Cylindrotheca closterium
Lineage: Eukaryota; Bacillariophyta; Bacillariophyceae; Bacillariales; Bacillariaceae
Source: the annotation of a GenBank genome assembly